Pseudocercospora fijiensis CIRAD86 is the source of this 627-nucleotide messenger RNA. RefSeq lists its product as uncharacterized. Lineage: Eukaryota; Fungi; Ascomycota; Dothideomycetes; Mycosphaerellales; Mycosphaerellaceae. The record is from RefSeq and is a predicted model, not a curated record. Gene Ontology annotation, cellular component: ribosome; cytosolic large ribosomal subunit. The transcript has 3 exons. Bases 65 to 454 code for a protein of 129 amino acids. Gene Ontology annotation, biological process: cytoplasmic translation. Gene Ontology annotation, molecular function: structural constituent of ribosome.
GACGUCGACCAGAAAAUCUCCACCACCCAACGAUCGCUCCUCCCUCUCCCUCCUCCGCUGCACGAUGUCGAGCAAGACCAAGAGCCCGAAGGCAGCCGGCAAGACCGGUGGCCGUUCCGCCAUUGAGGAUGUCGUCGCCCGCGAAUACACCAUCCACCUGCACAAGAGAGUCCACGGCGCUACCUUCAAGAAGCGUGCUCCACGUGCCAUCAAGGAGAUCCGUGACUUUGCGACCAAGGCUAUGGGUACCUCCGACGUCCGCCUCGACCCACAGUUGAAUAAGAAGGUGUGGGAGUCUGGCAUCAAGGGCGUCCCAUUCCGCCUCCGUGUCCGCAUCAGCCGUAAGCGUAACGACGAGGAGGGCGCCAAGGAGAAGCUCUACUCCUACGUCCAGGCCGUCAACGUCAAGAACCCCAAGGGUCUCCACACCACCGUUGUUGAGGACCAGCAAUAGAUGUGGUCAGCCUGAUGGGUUAGGGAAAAAGUGACUCGAUGAUGCAUCAACUAGCCAGGCGUCCGAGGCGUUAGAGAAAGCCGUGGAUGGGCUAUGAAGCGCUAAAGAAGCGUAUGAUUUAGAGCGUACUCAGAUGAAAGUACGUCUUUACGCCAAUUGAGCACACUUUUCUC